Molecule: messenger RNA, 1924 nt
Organism: Brassica rapa (field mustard)
Lineage: Eukaryota; Viridiplantae; Streptophyta; Magnoliopsida; Brassicales; Brassicaceae
Product: glutathione S-transferase T3-like
Source: RefSeq, a predicted model, not a curated record
AUAGAAGUUUUAGGAUGUGUGAUAUGAAAGGAAUUGAUAAUGAAUUCAAUGUGCAUCUGCUUGCUUUGAUUAACUGUGAAUCUGGUUGUGGUUAUCGUUUUUGAAAUGGUUAGAUAUAGUUAAUGCGAUUUGUGUAAUGGUGAUGACUGCGCUUGAUGUAAUGGUUAGAUAGAGUUAAUGCUAUUAGUGAUGGUGAUGAAUGCGCUUGGUUACGGUUAGAUAGAAUUGAUGUAAUGGUUAGAUAGAGUAAAUGCACUUGUUAGCUAAAUGUCAACUCUAAUUUGUUGGCUGUGAUGAAUGCUUGUACGUUAUGGAGAUGAAAUGUUCAUUUGCUUUCUCUCUUCUGUCACCUCUUCUCUUGCAUCUAUUAAAGACAUAUCUUUCUCCUCUAGCUUUUCAUCUGUCAAACGUUUCAUUCUUCUUCUCUAGCUUUUCUUUCAAAAACCUCGGUAUGGAUUAUAAUCCUUCAAAUUUUGUUGACCUUCUCAAUAGCCAACAAGACGUUCCGUUUGGGUUAGGGGAAGAUAGUGUCCAUGUUUCUUCAUCACAGGUUCCUCAUCUCGGUGAGACCCCUGCAGAGCGUAAAGAAAGAAGAACAUGGACGCCUACAGACGAUCAAGUGCUCAUAUCCGCUUGGUUAAACACUAGUAAGGAUCCCAUUGUAGGGAAUGAGCAGCGAUCUGGAGCUUUUUGGCAGAGAAUUGCCGCGUACUUCGCAGCAUCACCAAAGAUUGGAGCCAGUGAAAGGAGGGAGUCCAGUCACUGCAAGCAGCAUUGGCACAAGAUCAACGAUCAAGUUGGGAAGUUCUGUGGCGCGUUUGAAGCUGCAAGCAGAGAGAGAACCAGCGGGCAAAACGAUAAUGACGUUUUGAAGCACGCCCAUGAGAUCUUCUUCAACAACCACAACAAGAAAUUCACUCUCGAACAUGCGUGGAAGGAGAUUCGGAACGAUCAAAAAUGGUGUGACCUGUCAAGUUCUAAAAUGGAGAGUGCCUGUAAAAGGAGGAAGCUCGACAACAGCGCACAAUCAGCAGCCUCUCACGCCUCUGAAUCCAUGACUGAUCGUCCCCCGGGUGUUAAGUCAGCUAAGGCCAAUGGUAAGAAGGGAAAGGCAGAGGAAAGGCUGUCUGAGUAUACGGGUAUGUGGAGCAUCAGGCAGGAGGAUAUGGCUAACAAAAAGGAGCUGACGAAAAUGAAGCUCCUUGAUAGGCUAAUUGCAAAAGUUGAGCCGCUUGAUGAGUCUGAAGAAAUCUUGAAAAAGAAACUCAUCAAGGAGUUGUUUAAUUAGGUUCCAUUGUCACGGGAAGUGAAGGAGUGGAGUCUGUCUUGUAGUAGUCACGGUCUUGUUGUCACGGAAGUGAAGGAGUGGAGUCUGUCUUGUAGUAGUCACGGUCUUGUUGUCACGGGAGUGAAGGAGUGGAGUCACGGGAGUCACGGGAGUGAAGGAGUGGAGUCUGUCUUGUAGUAGUCACGGGAGUGUAUAACGUUUGGUUCUUGUAUUGUAGUAGUCACAAGUCUGUAUGCAACUUAAUUUUAUAAGUCACCUUCUCUAUAUAGUUGUCAUCAUUUUCUCUUUGUUCUCUCAUCAUCUCUUCCCUUCUCUAGUUGUCUUCUUUACUUUUCAAGCUCCCGUAAACUAUAUUGAUCCUGUAUAAUUGUGAUCACAAGUCUUUCUCAUAACCACUCUCAUCUUCUCUCCUCUUUAUUUUUAUCACAUUUUUUAAACACAAAAUUUAUACACAAAAUUUUACGUUUCAAGCAAGUCAAUGGCAUCUGGUUCUCAUAACCCUUUUGAGGCAUCAGAUGAUGAUGAUGAAUUUGAUCAAUAUUUCGAUCAAACUUUCGAUCAAUAUUUCGAUCAAACUUUCGAUCAAACUUUCGAAGAUUUUACCAAUGAUUAUGCUAAUGAAGAAGAAGAAAGGAA